AUGGGGUCUCUAGGAGAACAGCCACAAGUAGCAGAAGACUGCAUGGGCUUGCUUCAACUCCUAAGCGACGGCACCGUUUUAAGAUCCAAGAGCAUUGACCUUAUCACUCAACAAAUCCCACUCGUUAACCACAAAAGUACUGUUCUCUUCAAAGACUCAAUCUAUCACAAACCAAACAACCUUCAACUCCGUCUCUACAAACCCGUUUCCGCCUCUAACCCUACCGCCACCGCCCUCCUCCCCGUCGUGGUCUUCUUCCACGGUGGUGGCUUUUGCUUUGGCUCACGCACUUGGCCUCACUUUCACAACUUCUGUCUUACUCUUGCAUCCUCCCUCCACGCCCUUGUGGUCGCACCUGACUACCGUUUAGCACCAGAACACCGCCUCCCCGCAGCCUUUGAGGAUGCGGAGGCAGCACUUAUGUGGCUCCGGGACCAGGCUGUUUCCGGUGAAGGGGACCACUGGUUUGAAGGUGGACCGGGAGUUGAUUUUGACCGGGUUUAUGUCAUUGGUGAUUCUUCUGGUGGGAACAUAGCUCAUCACCUUGCUUUCCGGUUCGGUUCAGGUUCGACCGAGUUGAGUCCGGUUAGGGUUCGUGGUUACGUUCUUUUGGGACCGUUUUUUGGAGGGGUGGAGAGGACAAAGUCCGAGGAUGGCCCGUCGGAAGCUUUGCUUAGCUUGGAUUUGCUUGACAAGUUUUGGAGACUUUCACUACCAGAAGGUGCAACAAGGGAUCAUCCCAUGGCUAACCCUUUUGGGCCGACAAGUCCUGCACUCGAACCAGUUAGCAUAGAGCCAAUGUUGGUGAUCGCCGGUGGCUCAGAACUCCUAAGAGAUAGGGCCAAAGAGUAUGCAUAUAAAUUGAAGAAGAUGGAAGGGAAAAAAGUAGAUUACAUUGAAUUUGAAAGCGAGGAACACGGUUUCUUCAGCAGCAAUCCAUCUUCUGAUGCUACGAAACAGCUUCUUCGUAUUAUUGGAGACUUUAUAGACAACUUUAAUUUCUAGUAUAUUUUACCAUUUUGCUUGUUGUAGGCCACUGAGAAUUUACAUCAAUUUGGAUUCCAUCUCAAUAAGUUUCAUUGGUGAAUCAUAAUAUAUAUAUAUAUAUAUAGAGAGAGAGAGAGAG
Eruca vesicaria subsp. sativa (arugula) is the source of this 1126-nucleotide messenger RNA. NCBI's taxonomy places the organism in Eukaryota, Viridiplantae, Streptophyta, Magnoliopsida, Brassicales, Brassicaceae. The record is from the annotation of a GenBank genome assembly.